CUCUGCAUGGCCGCAGCAUUAUAGCUCAUGUACAUGACAAGCAAUGUUGGAGUCUCUCUCUCUCUCUCAUGAAUUUUGGAGUGAAUGCUACGUGUGGGCUGAUGCAUGAUGGGGUUUCGACGGAUGUAAUGAUGUGCAAAGAAUAUGGUUCCAAGGAAUAUAAGCAUUGGAACUACUGGGGAGCCUGGUAAUUGACUCAAUCUGGACACGCCAAAACGAAAAGAGUGAGAGAGAAACUGGUGAGAAAGCAAGCGAUGAAGGAGAUGAAUUGGGAAAACAACUCCAACAAUCUGGUUCAAAGUCUGACAAACGGUGACUCCGAGAAGAUUUCAACAUCUAGAUUUUCUUCUCUUUUGGCUUCUAAGGAUCGGGAUUAUCUUCUCUCCUCCAGUGAAGCUGAAGCUGAUCAGCAGGUGAAAAUUUCGGAUCUUGAGGGCAGGGUGAUUGGCCUUUACUUCUCAGCUAACUGGUAUCCGCCGUGUAGAAAUUUCAAUCAAGUACUUGUCGAUGUCUAUGAGCAGCUGAAGAGCAAUGGGUCUAAUUUUGAGAUUGUAUUUGUGUCAUCUGAUGAAGACUUGGAUGCCUUCAACAAUUACAGGAAAACCAUGCCAUGGCUCUCAAUUCCAUUCUCUGACUUGGAGACAAAGAAGGCCAUGAACCGAAAAUUCGAGGUCGAGGGCAUUCCUUGCUUAAUUAUUUUGCAGCCUGAAGAUAACAAGGAUGGUGCAACUUUCUAUGAUGGUGUGGAACUCAUUUACCGGUAUGGGGUCGAAGCAUUCCCAUUUACCCAAGAGAAGUUGGAGGAAUUACAAAGGGAAGAGAGGAUGAGGCAUGAGACUCAGACGUUGAAGAAUUUAUUAACAAACCCUGAUAGAGACUAUAUUUUGGGCCAAUCCAUAACUAGAAAGGCGCAAGUGGAUUCCUUGAUAGGCAAGACAAUUGGGCUCUACUUCUCAGCUCAAUGGUGCCUUCCAGGUGUUAAGUUCACUCCCAAGCUUAUAUCCAUCUACCAGAAAAUCAAGCAAACCUUGGAAGAAAAAGGUGGUGAGGACUUCGACAUAGUUUUUGUGUCGAAUGAUCGCGAUCGGAGUUCGUUUGACUCCUACUUUGGUUCCAUGCCAUGGCUAGCUUUGCCUUUCGGAGACCCCGGCAUUAAAAGGCUUGCAAAGUACUUCGAUGUGCAAGGCAUUCCAUGUUUGAUAAUCAUAGGGCCUGACGGCAAAACAGUAACCAAGCAAGGAAGAAAUCUUAUAAACCUGUACCAGGAAAAUGCAUACCCUUUCACCGAUGCCAAAGUGGAGUUGCUAGAGAAAGAAAUGGAGGAGGCAGCUAAGAGCUUACCAAGAUCCGAGUACCAUGCAGGACACCGCCAUGAGCUUACCUUGGUAUCAGAAGGUACUGGAGGAGGGCCCUUUAUAUGCUGCGAUUGUGAUGAGCAGGGUUCUGGUUGGGCUUACCAGUGCCUGGAAUGUGGGUACGAGGUGCACCCCAAGUGCGUCAGAGCUGUGGCCCCAGGCUCAAUUGAAGGAAGCUGAUCAUUGUCAGCUGGAGCUGCACCUAAUGUUUGCUAAUGGAAGCUUUCAUUCUGCCAUAACCAAAGAUUUGUCAGACCUCCGUUUGUUAUAAUUUGGCUUUCCCUUGGUGAUCUAUAUACGCUAUGGUGGUUUUCUAUUAUUUUAGCUAAGCCAUGAACAUCAACAUUUGACAGUAACAAGAAAAACGUGUUUUCCCAAGCCAGCAUUCUUGUGUGGUUGGAAGCUGAUGCUCCUUAUUUUCUUUACUGCUUUCUCAUAGUUAAAGAAAUUCCCACGGAGGAAAUGGUUGUAGAAUCGGUGAUAACAGUACUAGUGAUAAUUCCCCCGCAUGGCCGGGGGUGUCAAAGUGCACAAGGCUCCACAUGCAAUAAGGAUGUCUUGCACUUUGCCAUUACCAAAUUUCUUUUCUUUAAUAAAAAAGGUGUGCAUUUAAUUUA
Molecule: messenger RNA, 1972 nt
Organism: Theobroma umbraticum
Lineage: Eukaryota; Viridiplantae; Streptophyta; Magnoliopsida; Malvales; Malvaceae
Product: putative nucleoredoxin 2
Source: RefSeq, a predicted model, not a curated record